Diachasma alloeum is the source of this 815-nucleotide messenger RNA. RefSeq names its product trafficking protein particle complex subunit 6b (gene Trs33). Bases 140 to 667 code for a protein of 175 amino acids. Gene Ontology annotation, cellular component: trans-Golgi network; cis-Golgi network; TRAPP complex. Gene Ontology annotation, biological process: regulation of GTPase activity; endoplasmic reticulum to Golgi vesicle-mediated transport. The transcript has 2 exons. The record is from RefSeq and is a predicted model, not a curated record. NCBI's taxonomy places the organism in Eukaryota, Metazoa, Arthropoda, Insecta, Hymenoptera, Braconidae.
UUGGCCAACGUCAAAAAUGUGGGUGACAGAAACGUGUUGAACAGCUGAUAAACAUUUGCUACUGAUUAUUCGUGUGGUAUUUGUAGAUUUUUCAAUAAAUAUCAAACUGGAUAAAACGAAGAAUCCUUUGAAGCUUAUCAUGAAGCCGCAGUUAGGGGAAUCAAAACCGAAUUCCGGGGGCUCUGGAGAGGCUGACGAGUGUUUGUUCGAGUAUUUACAUGCAGAGAUUGUCAACUAUGUUAUGAGUACGAGUACAAAUUCUAAGGAAGGUGAAGAAGAUUUAUCGAAGCUAGAGUGGAUGGGUUUCGGUGUUGGAUAUCGAGUGAUAGAACGAUUAACCAGAGAAUGGACUCGAUUCAAAGACGAGCUGGAUAUGAUUAAGUUUAUCUGUACUGAUUUCUGGUCGAGUCUCUACCAAAAACAAAUCGACAACUUGAAGACUAAUCAUCACGGGACAUACAUGCUGCAGGACAAUGCGUUUCGUUUAUUAGUGCACAUUGGUGCCAAAGACAGUAAACAGUAUUUACGUGAGUGUCCGAAGCUGUUGGCUUUCACCUGUGGACUUUUGAGAGGGAGUCUGGCUAAUCUGGGAAUUGUUAGUGUUGUUAAAGCAGAGAUAUCUUCCUUACCUAGUUGCAAGUUUCAUAUUGAGGUCCAGAGGGUUUAAUUUAGUAUAUAAACAGGGUGAACAGGCCAAUUGCUACGGUUAAGCAAAAUUCGAGUUUUUUGGUAGCAUGUGAAAUAACAGAAUCACCUAAAUGGGCAUAUAAUGGCUUUCAUACCUUCAAGAAUGUUCGCAUUAGCAGAAAAAAAUU